GUCUUUUCUUGGUCCCAUUUUUCAGUUAGAAUCACGGUGGCGGAUUACCACAGAAUAAUAAACUCGCGCCACAUUCACCUGCGUUUUACAGGCUCGAAGCGGGCAACCCUUCAGGCUAAGUCGCCAAUCUUGCAUAUUGUGUGACUUCGCUUGUUUGAAGGAGGUUGACUGCUUGCAUCACGUGGCCGUAGUCAGCAUCACUAGUAAAGCAAGGAGCAAUCUAGGAGGCGGCGAGAGCUUUCGCUAUGGAGCAUCACGGCUGCGGCGCUCUCUGACUGUACGGGCUUUCAAACUCAUUCCGCUGGGACUGCACUUCAAACGCACAGGUUAUGCCACCCCACAGGCUGACUGGAACUCCAGCUGUCAAAGAGAAGGGCUGAUCCGGGACGCGUGCCCCUCCCCCCUCCCUCUCCCCCUCCCUCUCCCCUCCCGCUGCUGCCCUCCUGUGUCCCCAUGGCGACAGGAGGUCAUGCCCCCGAGACAGACGUGCUGAUCAACCUGCAUCAGGUUCUGGCAGAAGAAGAGAAAGGCGCUGCCGAUGGAGAGGACGAGGAGGACUGGGAGAGGGCGCUCUCUGUGGAGAGGUUCGGGGACAUCAUCUCCGAAUCGGCCGCCAGCAGCGGCGAGAAAAUGGGCCGCUGCUACAACGAGAAGGACUUUGAGUAUCACCGCCACACCUUCCACCACACGCACCACCCCCUCUCCACCCACCUGCCCCCGCCGCUGCGUUUCCGGAAGAGGGUGCUGAGCAUCGACCGGCGCAGGAGGAAGAAGCGCCGGAAAAAGAGGACCUCCAUGCCGCCCUCCGAGGUCACGCCCACCAUCCAGGAAGUAGACGAAGAGGAGGCGGAGUCAGAGGCGGAGGGGCGGGACCCGGUGGCCACCCCCACCGAGCAGGCAGACAGCAAACCAAAGUUCAGCCCGGGGAGCCAGGAGGACCUGGCCCCCCCGCUCCCCUUCACCAGCUUCCACAUAGAGAACGAGAGCCCGCCCACUCCAGAGGAGGCCACGCCCCCAAAGGUGGAGCCGGAGGAGAAGGAGCAGCCGCCGUGGGAGGAGCCCGUCAGCAGGUUCUCGGGCGCUCCAGAGCCUCCCAGCACGACGGCGCGCGGAUGGUUCCGGAGAAAGCCGCUGCACCGGGCGGCCGGGGCCCAGCGCGCCAGCUACGACCUGCGGGAGCGGAUCUGCAUCGGCAGCAUGACCGCCAUGGAGACCGCCGUGUACCAGAAGGUCCCCACCGACGAGGCAGAGGCCCAGAUGCUGGCCAGCGCCGACCUGGACGACAUGAAAAGUCACCGGUUUGAGGACAACCCUGGGGUGAGGCGGCACUUGGUGAAGAAGUCGUCCCGCAACCAGGUAACCCGGACUAGCAACAGCUCGCCGCCUACCUCUAGCAUAAAGAAGAGGACCAAAUCAGACAAGAAAGUCCACGAGGUCUUCGUGGAGCUCAACGAGCUGAUCGUGGACAAGAACCAAGACAUGCGCUGGAAGGAGACGGCGCGCUGGAUCAAGUUCGAGGAGGACGUGGAGGAGGAGACGGACCGCUGGGGCAAGCCGCACGUGGCCUCCCUGUCCUUCCGGAGCCUGCUGGAGCUCCGCAGGACCAUCACGCACGGUGCAGUGCUGCUGGAUCUGGACCAGACCACGCUGCCUGGCAUUGCUCACCUGGUGGUGGAGACCAUGAUCAUCUCUGACCAGAUUAAGGCACAGGACAGAGCCAACGUCCUCAGAGCCUUGCUACUCAAACACAGCCACCCCAACGAUGAAAAGGAAGGCUUCUUCCCCCGCAACCAUUCGGUCAGCAGCAUGGGCAGCUUCCAUCGCAACCACAACCACCUGCCCAACACCUCCCUGCCGCUGGUGUCCGAGGACCGCACGGAACCUCACACGACCAAACCUCAGGACCAUGAGAAAGAGGUGUUUGUGAGCUUGUUUAAAGCGCUUCACCCUCUUCCUGCGGAAGGGCACCCCGCCGUCAGGUCCAUGAAACUCCUGGCAAAGAUCCCCAAGGACGCGGAGGCCACUGUGGUCUUAGUGGGGUGCGUGGAGUUCCUGGAGCAGCCCGCGAUGGCCUUCGUCCGGCUGAACGAGGCGGUCCUUCUGGAGUCCGUCCUGGAGGUGCCGGUGCCGGUCCGGUUCCUCUUCGUGCUCCUCGGACCGAGCCAGGCCAACAUGGACUACCACGAGAUCGGCCGAUCGAUCUCCACCCUCAUGUCUGACAAGAACUUCCAUGAGGUGGCCUACUUCGCCGACGACCGGCAGGACCUCCUCAACGGCAUCAACGAGUUCCUGGACUGCAGCAUCGUGAUCCCGCCCUCAGACGUGGAGGGGAAGGACCUGCUGAAGACUGUGGCCUCCUUCCAGAAGCAGAUGCUGAGGAAGAGGAAGGAGCGAGAGAACAAGAAGGGCGUGAGCGCGACGCCCGGAGCCGAGACCGAGUCCAAGGAGGCGAGCCUGGAUGAGCAGGAGGAGGAGGAGAUGGAGGUGGACCCCCUGAGGCGGUCGGGGAUCCCCUUCGGAGGCCUCAUCCACGACAUCCGCCGCCGGUAUCCCCACUACGUGAGCGACAUCAGAGACGCCAUGGACAUGCAGUGCAUCGCCGCCGUCAUCUUCAUCUACUUCGCCGCUCUGUCGCCCACCAUCACCUUCGGCGGGCUGCUGGGCGAGAAGACGCAGGGCAUGAUGGGAGUUUCUGAGCUGAUCAUCUCCACCGCCACGCUGGGGGUGCUGUUCUCGCUGCUGGCGGGACAGCCGCUGCUCAUUAUCGGCUUCUCCGGACCCCUGCUGGUGUUCGAAGAGGCCUUCUACAAGUUCUGCCAGGCCCAGGGGUUCGAGUACCUGACGGGCCGGGUGUGGAUCGGCUUCUGGCUCUUCUUCAUCGUCCUGGUGAUCGUGGCGGCGGAGGGGAGCUUCUUGGUGCGCUACAUCUCGCCCUUCACCCAGGAGAUCUUCGCCUUCCUCAUCUCCCUCAUCUUCAUCUACGAGACCUUCUCCAAGCUCAUCAAGGUGUUCAGCGAGCACCCCCUGCUGAAGAGCUACCCCCCGCCCAGUACCCAGAACCUGUCGCAGGGGGAGGGCGCGCAGGACGGGCCCCUGCUGAACCAGCCCAACACCGCCCUGCUCUCCCUCGUGCUCAUGCUCGGGACCUUCUUCGUGGCUUUCUUCCUCAGGAAGUUUAGGAACAGCCGCUUCCUGGGGGGAAAGGCCAGAAGAGUCAUAGGAGAUUUUGGGAUUCCCAUUUCCAUCCUGUUCUCCGUGAUCGUGGGUUACUCCAUCCCUGAUACGUACACGCAGAAGCUGAACGUGCCCUCCGGUUUCUCGGUCACGUCCCCGGACAAGCGGGGGUGGUUCAUCAGCCCGCUGGGGGACAAGGAGCCCUUUCCCGCCUGGAUGAUGGGCGCCUCCAUAAUCCCCGCCCUGCUGGUCUUCAUCCUCAUCUUCAUGGAGACUCAGAUCACCUCGCUGAUAGUGUGUAAGAAAGAGCGUCGGCUGGUGAAAGGCUCGGGGUUCCACCUGGACCUGCUCCUCAUCGUCUUUCUGGGCGCCCUCUGCCCGCUCUUCGGCCUGCCCUGGCUGACCGCCGCCACCGUGCGCUCCGUCACCCACGUCAACGCGCUGACCGUCAUGAGCAAGGCCACCGCCCCGGGGGAGAAGCCCAUGAUUCAGGAGGUCAAGGAGCAGCGGGUGACCGGCCUGCUGGUCGCUGUGCUCGUGGGCAUGUCCAUCGUGAUGACGGACGUGCUCCGCACCAUCCCCCUGGCCGUGCUGUUUGGGAUCUUCCUCUACAUGGGCGUGACCUCGCUCACCGGGAUCCAGCUCUACGAGCGCAUCAUGCUCAUGGUCACGCCCGCCAAGCACCAUCCCGACCACAUCUACGUCACCAAGGUGAAGACCUGGCGCAUGAACAUGUUCACCAUGAUCCAGCUGCUCUGCAUCGUGCUGCUGUGGGUGGUCAAGUCGACCGCGGCCUCGCUGGCCUUCCCCUUCAUCCUCAUCCUCACCGUCCCGCUCCGCCGCCUCGUCCUCUCCCGCAUCUUUGAGGAGCGUGAGCUCAAAGCGCUGGACUGUGAGGAAGAGUCUCCUAAUUUUGACGAAGACGGCAGGGACGAGUACAACGAGCUGCACAUGAAUGUAUAAAAACCACGCGGGAGGCGCACCCUGAAAAAGCCAACACCGCAACGCUGAACAGGGUGGGGAAGGGCGGAGCACUUACUGGGUGUGGGGCGGGUGUGAGUCUGCCUGCGAUGGAGUGUAGCACGCUGACUAACCUAUUGUGCUGCGCGCGUGUUGGCGUGAGUUCGGAGAAUCGGGGUAUUUUUAUUUAUACGGUCGUGUUUCUGUAUGCGAGAGUUGUUCUGUGACACACGGGUCCUUGAGGGAGGUACACUCCUUCCUCCGUUCAUUUUGUUCGUUUCACUUCUGUCCGGUUCAACAAAACUUUUUUCAAAAAUGUGACCAUCUACUCUGUGCUUCACAAGGUGCAAGACAUGGGUGGCUUUCUUUUCUUUUUUUAGUAUUUAUACUGAACUCCUUCUUGUGUUUUAGAGGCUAGGGUGUGUUUCCGGUCCCUUAGUGACGGACGUACGGGAGAGGGUGGCGUAUGGGUAACGAGCACAGGUGCAUUGUGGGUAUAGCGU
Messenger RNA from Anguilla rostrata (American eel), 4637 nucleotides. It is a transcript of the gene slc4a3, whose product is annotated as solute carrier family 4 member 3. The transcript has 23 exons. The coding region runs from base 454 to 4137 and encodes 1227 amino acids. Gene Ontology annotation, biological process: regulation of intracellular pH; transmembrane transport; monoatomic anion transport. Gene Ontology annotation, molecular function: monoatomic anion transmembrane transporter activity; solute:inorganic anion antiporter activity. Gene Ontology annotation, cellular component: plasma membrane. NCBI's taxonomy places the organism in Eukaryota, Metazoa, Chordata, Actinopteri, Anguilliformes, Anguillidae. The record is from RefSeq and is a predicted model, not a curated record.